GGAGCGGAGGCAGCAGCGCGGGGGCGGAGCGCUGCGAUGUGCAGGAUGUCGUUCAAGAAGGAAACCCCUCUGGCCAACGCUGCCUUCUGGGCUGCAAGGAAGGGAAACCUGGCUCUCCUGCAGCUGCUGCUGAACAGCGGGCGAGUAGACGUGGACUGCAAGGACAGCCUUGGCACAACAGCUCUGAUGGUAGCCUCUUACUAUGGCCACACAGACUGUGUACGAGAGUUGGUCUUGCAAGGAGCAGACAUCAACCUGCAGAGAGAGUCAGGUGCAACUCCUCUCUUCUUUGCUGCACAGCAAGGCCACAACGAUGUGGUGAAGUUUCUCUUUCAGUUUGGAGCCUCCACUGAGUAUAAGAACAAGGAUGGAGGCACUGCUCUGCUGGCUGCCUGCCAGUAUGGGCAUGCCAAGGUGGUGGAGACCCUCCUGAAGCACGGUGCCAACAUCCACGAUCAGCUUUACGAUGGAGCCUCUGCAAUCUUCCUGGCAGCACAAGGAGGCUACCUGGACGUGAUCCGCCUGCUGCUGUCCUCGGGAGCCAAGGUCAACCAGCCCCGGCAGGAUGGGACAGCUCCCCUGUGGAUUGCCUCCCAGAUGGGCCACAGCGAGGUGGUUCGAGUGAUGCUGCUGCGGGGAGCCGAGCGCGACGCCGCCCGUGACGAUGGAACCACUGCCUUGCUGAAGGCUGCCAUCAAAGGCUACAACAACGUGAUAGAAGAGCUGCUGAAAUUCUCUCCCACGCUCGGCCUGCUGAAGAACGGGACCUCUGCUCUGCACGCGGCCGUCCUCAGCGGCAACGCCCGGACGGUGGCACUGCUGCUGGAAGCAGGAGCAGACCCCUGCCUGAGGAACAAGGCCAACGAGCUGCCAGAAGAGCUAACCAAAAACGAACGCAUCCUGCGCCUCCUCCGCAUGAAGGAGAAGCAAAGGAAAAGUUAAUGCAGCCCUGCAGCCACUGCAGCUUGACAGAGAUGCUCCCUGCCCACAGUAGUGUGCCAGCAAGCCUUGGUUGCCCACCAAGGGCUGGUUGGACCAGUUAGCAGAACUGAUAGCCCCUCCAGUACCCCCUGAACGCACCGGGCCCUCACCGCGGGGCAUGGCAGCCACGGGACUGUGACAGCAGGGCUGGCCUGGGAGCAGCUCUGCACUGCAGCCAGGCCUGCACUCCAGCACCCAAGGCACCACAGUGGCUCCUCCA
This is a messenger RNA of Dryobates pubescens (Downy woodpecker), 1201 nucleotides long. It is a transcript of the gene ANKRD29, whose product is annotated as ankyrin repeat domain 29. Gene Ontology annotation, molecular function: protein binding. Bases 37 to 942 code for a protein of 301 amino acids. The transcript has 10 exons. NCBI's taxonomy places the organism in Eukaryota, Metazoa, Chordata, Aves, Piciformes, Picidae. The record is from RefSeq and is a predicted model, not a curated record.